This is a messenger RNA of Scophthalmus maximus (turbot), 2644 nucleotides long. RefSeq names its product arrestin domain containing 3b (gene arrdc3b). The record is from RefSeq and is a predicted model, not a curated record. Lineage: Eukaryota; Metazoa; Chordata; Actinopteri; Pleuronectiformes; Scophthalmidae. Gene Ontology annotation, cellular component: cytoplasm. The coding region runs from base 415 to 1671 and encodes 418 amino acids. Gene Ontology annotation, biological process: protein transport. The transcript is spliced from 8 exons.
CCUACCUCAGCUCAGUUCCGUGUGAGCGGGCCGGCCGGUGUGUGUGCGCGCACACGCUCGGUGGUUUUUUUUUUUUUUUUGUUUUGCGCACGGAGGCUUUAAGAGCGCAGCGGCUGGAGGCAGACGACAGCAGCAGAGAGACCGGGGAGGCGCUCAGACACAGCAGGGAGGGGAGCCGAGCCGAGAGGAGAGUCGAGAGCAUCAGCUAUGCGUCUCAGCCGGAUGAACCAUCACCGACGAAGCCGCGGACCCGGCUCUGUGCUGGGCACCCCGAGCUAGGGCGCAUGGACUUGUGCCACACGGCUCUAACUUGUCCUCCAUAGACUCUCAUUUUUAUAUGCACAUUUAGAUUUAAAUAUACCCUGCCCCCCCACUCCGACCCCCCCCCCAGCCCCCAUUAUUUCCAGUGCAACCAUGGUACUGGGCAAAGUGAGGGCCUUGGCGAUCUUCUUUGACAGUUUGAAUGAGAACAGCCUGCCCGUUUUCUCCGGCGGAGAGCUGGUGUCGGGGCGGGUGGUCGUAGAGGUAACCGGGGGUGUGCGGGUGAAGAGUCUGGACAUGACCGCGAGGGGAGUCGCCAAGGUCCGCUGGACAGAGUCGAGGAACGCCGGGGCCAACACGGCUUACACUCAGAACUACACCGAGGAGGUGGAAUACUUGCACCACUGCGACACAUUGAUAGGAGAGGAGCGAGAUGAGGACUGUCAUGAGGAAGGUCUGACCAUUCUGCACGCCGGCCUGCACGAGUUCGCUUUCAGCUUCAAUCUGCCUCAGAUGGCCCUGGCCACGUCCUUUGAGGGGAAGCACGGCAGCGUGAGGUACUGGGUGAGAGCUGAACUGCACCGUCCAUGGCUGCUCCCUGUCAAAGUGAAGAAGGAGUUCAUCGUGUUCGAACACAUCGACAUCAACACCCCGCUGCUGCUGGCCCCUCAGGCUGGUUCUAAGGAGAAGACUCUGUGCUGCUGGUUCUGUGCCUCAGGCCCAAUCUCCCUUAGUGCCAAGAUCGAGCGAAAGGGCUACACACCAGGCGAGUCCAUCCAAAUCUUCGCCGAGGUGGAGAACUGCUCGUCCCGGGUGGUGGUGCCCAAGGCUGCGCUCUACCAAACCCAGACCUUCUUCGCCAAGGGCAAGGGCAAGCAGAUCCAGCAGCUGGUGUCCAAUCUGCGCGGAGACCCCCUGCUGCAGGGCAAGAGCCAGAGCUGGGAGGGGAAACUGCUCAAAAUACCCCCGGUGUCCCCCUCCAUCCUGGACUGUCCCAUCAUCAGAGUGGAGUACGCCCUCGUGGUGUAUGUGGACGUGCCCGGGGGGCUGAACUUGUCUCUCUCACUGCCGUUGGUGAUCGGGACCAUACCUCUCCACGCCAGCAGCAGCCGCACCUCCAGCAUCAGCAGCAACUGCAGCACUUUGACCUGGCUGGGCCUGCCGGCGACGCCCGAGGCACCACCAAGCUACGGCGAUCUGGCAAUAUCAGAUUCCCACAGGCGGGAUUGUCUGCAGGGCUGUGACGGGUCGUACGGGGAGGGAGAGGACCAGGGAUCUCUGCUAACAUACAUCACCGAGUUCAGAUAUCUUCCCCCGCCAGUCUACUCUGAGGUUGACCCUUACCCCGACCCCGUGGAGGUGUGCGGGGCCGCGGGUGUCAGGAGACCCGACACGUGUCCGUCCCGCUGAGGGAGCUCAGAGAAGCGUCUGCACAAACAAGACACCGUCACCCUCGGCACCCGCGUCCCACACAGCCAGCGCCUCGCCAGAUGACACAUCACGAUGAACGAGGCGAGACCCUCCCUGACACGGCAGUGUCAGCUGAGAGAGCAUUGGGUGACCGCUGACGAAAGGGACCAGGGAUCUGGAGCCACGCUGGAUUCCUCUAUAUCCUGCGCUCAAGAAGAGUCCAAAAAAAAAGAAAAAGAAAAGAAGAGAAAAAGUUUUGUCUGACACCACUGUAUGACUCGGUCAGAGGAAGCCUUGUCCCGCCUCACGGUGAAUUUUGCACAUAACCGUAUGACUGUUUUUUUUCUUUUGGUUCUAUUUCCUGCAGAUUCCCACGGGCCCAUGUGCUACAGCAGAAUCUGUCCGCGGAUCUGAACAAUAUUGUACUUGUUGAUCUUAGUGGCACAUUUCUACGACAGGACAAAAGCUUUUUUCAGCCAAAUAAUAGUUUGAACUUAUGACCAUGGCCUGAAGGUGUCACCGUCGCUAACCAGCGGAGACUCAAGAUAGAAGAAAACCUAAACUACCACCUUGAGCACUUCAAAUAAAGCUCAAAUUAUGUGUGAAUGAGAGAGAGAGUGUGUGUGUGUGUGUGUGUGUGUGUGCGUGUGUGUGUGAGUGUGUGUAAUGGUUUCAUUGUCCAGGUAAGAAUGCAGACAGGCCCGAGACAAAAAGCACAACUUCGACCAACCACGAUUGAGUACCACAAGUUGCCUGUUGGUUUCUGCUCUGAGCUUGUUUUUUCCUAACACAGACGUUCAGAAGCUUUGUCCAUCCUAAAAAAACAAUGGCAAAGCACGAAAGAUAAAUGUUUACAUACGAAUAUAUCAAAUUGAGAAUGUGGUUCCAACACGACUUCUUCCAACUGAAUUCAAAAGUUCCAAGUGCAAUAUAUUUUUGUAUUUGUGUGUGUGUGUGUGUGGGGGGGGGGGGG